GUGCAGCAAUGGCUGCCAUAUAAAUGUCAGUUUGAUGUCAAUAAAAAGUAACUUAUUAUAGUUGUUAUGUUUUGUUAAUGUGUUAAUUCAUUUAUAUUCAAAAAUAGUAUCAUAUUUAUACAGUAUUUUUUUAUAAGGAAAUGCAAUUGGUUACGUAGAUCCAACAUUUACUAUGCGUAAAAGGAUGCCACCGUUUCGUAGAAAGAAAUCUAGCAAAAGUUUCCCGGUGAAAGUGUGCACCCUCGAUGCAGAAUUAGAAUUUAAUCUUGAGUGGCGCGCCACCGGGAGGGAUCUUUUCGAUCUCGUAUGUCGAACGAUUGGUUUAAGAGAGACUUGGUAUUUUGGUUUACAAUAUGAAGACUCAAAAGGUUUUAUUUCGUGGCUUAAAUUAGAUAAGAAAGUGCAAGAUCAGAGUAUUCAAAAAGACCCACAAACUUCCACUUCGUUUAUGUUUCUUGCCAAGUUCUAUCCAGAGGAAGUAGCUGAUGAAUUAGUUCAAGAGGUAACACAGCAUUUAUUUUUUCUUCAAGUAAAACAGGCCAUCCUUUCAAUGGAUAUCUACUGUCCCCCUGAGGCAUCUGUUUUAUUAGCAAGUUAUGCUGUCCAAGCUAAGUUUGGUGACUUUGAUGAGGAUACUUACAAACCUGGAUUACUCACAAAUGAAGAUUUACUACCCCAACGUGUCAUUGAUCAGUAUCAGAUGACCCUUGACAUGUGGGAAGAGAGAAUAAGGGUUUGGUAUGCUGAUCAUAGAGGAAUGAGUAGAGAUGAAGCCGAAAUGGAAUAUCUUAAGAUUGCACAAGAUUUAGAUAUGUAUGGUGUUAAUUAUUUUCCUAUAACUAACAAGAAAGAGACUGAGCUAUGGCUGGGAGUGACAGCUGUAGGCUUAAAUAUAUAUGAAAAAGAAAAUAAACUUCAACCAAAGACAACAUUCACAUGGGCGGAAAUUCGACAUAUUAGCUUUGAUGAUAAAAAAUUUAUAAUCAAGCCAGUAGAUAAAAACUCACCGAAUUUCGUUUUUUUUAGCCAAAAAGUUAGAAUGAACAAAUUGAUAUUAGACUUGUGCAUUGGCAAUCAUGACCUUUAUAUGAGGAGACGGAAGCCAGACUCUAUGGAAUUGCAGCAGAUGAAAGCAGCAGCUAAGGAAGAGAAACAAAGGAGACAAGUGCAGAGGAACCGUCUUGCUAGGGAAAAACAACUUAGAGAAGAGGCCGAAAGGGAAAGGGCAAAUCUUGAACAAAGACUGCUCCAAUAUCAAGAAGAAAUAAGGCUUGCAAAUGAAGCAUUGAGACGUUCCGAGGAAAGUGCAGAGCUUUUAGCUGAAAAAAGUAGAGUGGCUGAAGAGGAGGCAAUGUUACUUAGUCAAAAAGCCUCUGAAGCCGAACAAGAAAUCACCAGGAUACGACUUAGUGCCAUGAGAACAGAGGAAGAAAAGGUCAAUUUGGAAAGAAAAACUCGUGAGGCUGAAAUGUUAACUGCCAGACUUGUUGAAGAGUCGGAAAGGAGGGCUGCUGAAGCUGCCAAACUUAAAGAUGAGCUUUUGAGAGCUCGUGCUGCCGAAAAACAAGCCAAAGAAAAGCUAUUAGACUUCUUAAGCAGGACAACUUACACUAAUUCGAUUACACCAAGUCCUAUUUCGUCUGUGACGAGUUUGUAUCCGGGCCCCCUGAGUCCGCAACUGCCUCCGGACUUGCCGGUACUCGAUUCCGAUUCUAGUCCUCCUCCAGAUCACAAUCUCAAUAUUAAUUUCAAUUCUUAUGAUCUCUUAGCACAUGGUGACGCUGACCAGCUCUCUUUGGAAAUCGAAAAGGAAAGAGUUGAUUAUUUGGAAAAGUCGAAACAUCUUCAAAAUCAGCUUCGAGAAUUACGAUCUGAGAUAGCUGUACUGAAGGUGGGGGACAGGCAGUCGGAAUUGGACCAGUUGCACGACGAACAAGUGAAAUUGGGGGAGAAUAAAUAUUCGACCCUCAAAAAAAGUAAAUCCGGUUCGACAAAAUCUCGAGUUGCAUUUUUCGAAGAACUGUAAAUAAUAACUCAACCAACUCCUUCUGGAAGAAGCGUCUUCGUAGUUAGAGUAGGUGCCGUUUACAGUAUAAUUUUAUUAAUUCUAUUAUUUACAUUCGCUUCGUCAGUUUUACCCUUCAAACAUAAAAGAAAUGUUAUACAUCAAUAAGUACUUUAUUCUUCUUUUUUUAAUAAGACAAUUAUAUUUUUUUAGCACUAGAGAAAUAGUCUGGAUAUUAAUGAAACUGGUACGUUUGAUUAUUUACCCAGUUUCUGUUAUAUCGAGAUAACAUUUUAUAGUGAUAAAAAACGUGCCUUCUAUUUGAUAAAUAGUCAGCAUAUAUUAAAUAUACAAAGCUCCAAUGCUCUCGGAGCCCCAAUUCCAAAUAAGUACUAAAUUGUUACUUUCUUCAAGCUGUAUAUAAUAAUAAUCGAUAAUAACAUUCUUUGAUUGUUUGUUGUAAAUAAAUAGUAACCAAUA
Molecule: messenger RNA, 2485 nt
Organism: Agrilus planipennis (emerald ash borer)
Lineage: Eukaryota; Metazoa; Arthropoda; Insecta; Coleoptera; Buprestidae
Gene: Mer
Product: merlin
Exons: 10
Coding region: 173-2026 (617 amino acids)
Biological process (GO): positive regulation of protein localization to early endosome; regulation of organelle assembly; regulation of gliogenesis
Cellular component (GO): filopodium; plasma membrane; cytoskeleton
Molecular function (GO): actin binding; cell adhesion molecule binding
Source: RefSeq, a predicted model, not a curated record